Messenger RNA from Eupeodes corollae, 9112 nucleotides. Its product is annotated as protein tipE-like. The record is from RefSeq and is a predicted model, not a curated record. NCBI's taxonomy places the organism in Eukaryota, Metazoa, Arthropoda, Insecta, Diptera, Syrphidae. Gene Ontology annotation, molecular function: sodium channel regulator activity. The coding region runs from base 1844 to 2635 and encodes 263 amino acids. Gene Ontology annotation, biological process: regulation of sodium ion transport. The transcript is spliced from 6 exons.
UUCAGUUUUGGUGGACGUUGUUUACAAAUGACGUGAGAAUAAAACCACGAACCCCAAUUGAAAAUAUCCUUCCUCUCCAGUGCUUCUUCGGAACUACAAUUAUUCAAAGUGCGGAUAAACACAUGCGGAUACAUGAAUAUUGUAGAAAAAAAAAAGAAAAAUUAAAAUUAGAAGAAAAUUCUUGAAUUCUUUGUGAAAAACCAAUAAAAAUAAAUUGCUCAAAGGAUCUCCUCCUCAAUAAAAUAUAUAGAGACAUACAGAGUCCUGCUUCGGAACUCGUUAUACCUACCAACCAGCUCAAGUGCACUGGUUCGCUCGCUGGUGGUAUUCACUGGUGCUAUACAAACAGUUUUUGUGAUGAUAUAAGUGUACUCGUAUUAGAAUAACUCCACCUUAUAGAAAGGACUUUAAAAUAAAAUAAACAUAAAAUAGUCCUUUGAAUAAUAAUACUAUAAUAAAUAUUUUAAGAAUUCCUUCGACGAGCGUUGUGGAAGAAAUCAAUGAAAUUGUCUACCGAAGACAAUCCGCGGACAACGGAGCAGCUAGCGUUAAAAAUAAAUUAGGUACAAAACGGACUCCAUUUGCAGGAAAAUUUAUACUUCAAAGGAUAUAUACAACAGUAUAUUGUGUAUAUAUCACGUUCGCGUUCGAGUUACAGGGAUAUAUUGUCAUUGUUGUGAGUGAUAUAAUUAUUAUUGCAGGCAUUCCUCUACUUCAAGAAGAUAGCCCUGUUCACCAACCUGGAGUUUUUGCAUUACAAUAAACAAAUAACUACAUAAAUAUAGUUAUUUUGUGUUUUGAAAAUUUUGAUUUUAUUUCUUAUAUUCUUUCUCUCUCACACACAAUUCUGUUUGUUUUAUUUUCAAACUCUACAACACCCCCCUUUUUUAAAAAAUACUUUUGUCCCUAAUUUCAAUACAAAAGUGUAAAUAAUUACAUAAAUUAUAUAUAUUUCAAAGACAAUAUUAGUAAUAAUAUUUUUUCUAGUAACAAAAGCAAAAACAAAAAUCAUUACUUAGGUAAAAUAAAUUUCAAUUAAGCCAUCAAACACUUUUUAAGAAAAAAACAAACUUAAAAAACACAAAACACUCUUAAAGCAAACAAUUUCAAUUUUUAUCCACACGAAAUUGAAUUCUUCCAGUUGUUAUAAUUUUUGUUGUUAAUUUUUAUAUAUAAUUAAAAUAUAAAGUGUUCAAUUAUUUUUUUUUAAAUUAGUUCAUUCAUUAGUUAAGUUUUUUUUUGUUUUGUUUUUUAAGAACAAUGUAAAAGGCCAAUCGUUUUGGAGGGAUGCGUGAUACAAUUAAUUAAUAAAACCAAAAAUAAAAACAUAUAAAAUUAAAGUAAAAUAAAUAUAAAUACAAGAAAAAAAAAGAAUUUUAAAAAAUAAAAUAAAAAAAAUUAGAAAAUUGUACGAUAUACGAAAUCAUAAGAUACAUAUAUAUGCAGUUCAAACAAAACACAUUGUAAAAAGAAAAGAUUAAAACAAAAACAAAAUUCUUUAAAAUAUUUGUCUAAUAUUUCGGAAAAUAAAAACAAAAUAUUAUAUUUAUCAAGCAUAUUUCGCAUAAAAAAAAAAUGAUAAAAAUAUAAGCAGAAGAAAAGUAGAAAACAAUUUAAUUUUUGAUCAUUUUCAUUUCGAUUUUGAUUUUUGAUUUCUUCUUUGGUUGUAAUUUUUUUGUUUUCGGAAACAAAAUUCAUAUCGAAAAUAUUAUAUCGCAAAAAUUGAAAUCGCAUGUACUAAAAAAUAGCAAAAAAACCAAAAAAGAACAAAAUAAUAGAAAUUAAGUAUUUUUUGAAGAGUAAAUUUAUAAAACAAUUCAAAAUUAAUCACCGUCAUUCGAAAAUGAGAAGUAUGAGGAGUUCAAGCGGAUCAAUAUCAAUACACACGCCAACAGCGUCAACUAACAGUUUGGCUGGCAGUAAAGUCAGUCUGAAUAGCAGUCGAACAAAGUCAAUGCAUGGCGAGGAGGAACAGGAAAUCGAGACCUUCUUGGAGAAGGCAAAAUUUUACACAUCCGUGUGCCUAGGAACAACAGCAAUAUUAUCGGUUUUUGCUUUUUUGUUUUUAAUCCCAUUUGUUGUGGAUCCUGCAAUAUCAACAAUUAUUGCAGACUACGACCCAGUACCUGUUACAUGCAUUGUAAUCGAUCAUAUUUAUGCAGAAGGAAUUAAAAAUUGUACAUGGAGCUCAUGUAGAGAGGGUUGCACUUCGUCACUGAUUAAAUGCCAUCAACUGUACGUGAACUACACACGAAUUCCGUUUGAUGAAUGGCAAAAGAAUCCCAGAGACCUGGACACAGUUAUUUGGGAUGUAAGCUACACCAAAUUUUUAAUAAAUUCCGAAGGUUGUGGCUAUCCUCCAAUGACAAAUUGUAGUAUUUUUGCCAAGCAAUAUGGCCCCGUGGGAAGACCGUUUGCUUGCUAUUACAGUAGAGCGUAUCCCGAGGUUGUAAUUGGACGAUAUUCUUGGGAGGAUAAUCUCAAGCAUCUGGUACUAUCCUUAAUAAUACCAAAUGUCCUGUUUGCAAUAUCAAUUGGUGUCUUGAGUUAUUGGUAUUGUCCGUGUUGUGACAAGGCGUGUAAUAAAUCAUCACGGGUGUAUGCCGAAAAGUUUCCAACAAAAGAAGACUCGUAAAAAUCCAUGUUAUGCCUGAUAUAACUAUGUCGUCACUCUCUUGUUAAAUUCAAUGCGCGAGGAUCGCAAGAAUUAAUUUAUUAAAUAAAUAAUUAAUCAAAAAAAAGAAAUCCGUCCAAAUAAAUAAUAAAAAUGAAAAAAAAAAACUAAAUGCAUGUUAAUUGGUUUUAAUUGUUUGAGUUUUUAUAUCUUUAUUUAAUUUUUCGGUUAGUUUUUAUUUUAAAGAGUAUAUUGAAAAUUUUAGUUUUUUUGCAACUAAGCUUUAGCAAGCGAAAAAUAAUUAGAUUGUUUGUUAAUUCUUGUGGCAUGAUAUAGAUUAUUAUCUUUUGUAUUUUUUGGUUAUAUUUAAUGAGGUAAUAUUUGUGAGGUUUUAAUUGGCAAACACUCUAAAAACACUUUUAAAAUUAACACUCAACCAGUUGCAAGGCAAAAAUAAUUCUAUCUUUUUUUCAAUUUAAAUGUAAUUUUCUCUAAUAAAAAUAAAAUGUACCUAAUUUGUUGGGUUUAAAUCUUUAAAUUUUAUACUUUGAUACUAUAAUUGAAUAGGUUGAGCAAACAAACCUAAUUCUUAAUGGGACUUACAAGUAUUUGAAAUUGAACCUUAUUUGUUAACUGUUUGCUCCUGUAAACAUUAGACAGUAUAAUUUUCGAGCAGAAUCUAUAUUUUCGGUAGUUGCAUUGAAUUUUUGGUAGAGUAGAGAUAUACAAGCUAAACAUACCUAGGUUUUUUAAAGUACAACUAAUUCAAGUUCUUCAUAGAACAAAUAUUGAAUUGAAACAAUAAACUCUUAAGAGGCAACCUGAAAUGUUACUUCAAGCUUUGUGCUCGCUUUAGAUCGUAAAUAUCGUUAUAAUGAGUUCACCGCAGGAUUUUCUAUUUCGUCGCUCUUUGACGAAUAAAAGCUUUGGGUGUAUUCAUAAACGCAGAAAACCUGCCCUAAUACAAUCGCAAUUCUUUUCUGAUGCUUUUUUGAACGCACUAUUAAUGCAGAAUGUCUGCACUAAACAAAAAGUGGUGACUUCGUCCGAUUUUAAUGUAAACAUAGUUUAUAAUCGACAGAGAACCAAACAAAUGUUGUUGAACUUGAUUAAAAACAAUAAAUUAAAUUAUGUAUUUGUAUCAAAAAAUUAAUCACGAGUUAGUGCCGAUUCAUCCUUUUUAUUGUUGUAAAAAUUGUUUUAAUAAUUCCCGCUCUUUCUGCUGUCAAACAAAUUCAGCUGCACAAUCUGCCCGACGCUGACGACAGUUUGACGUUUAUGAACGGUAGGUACUGCAGUUCGACUAGGUUAGUUCGAUCGAAAAUCGGACUUUAUGAAUGCAGAACAAGUAGUUCUUAGUUAGUCUGACGUUUAUGAAUACACCCUUUAUUAUUAUUGCAGUUUUGUUUCUUUUGUUUAAAAAUCAGAAACAGCAGUAUCUUCGCUUCUGUCGGAAGGUUGAAGCUACAUUACGUUUUUCAAAUUUGGGGGUCGCCCUUUAUGGCACAUGAUAUCGUAAGGUCGGUAAAAUGACUGUAGAAAACGCGACCCACCCAACGCGUGGUUGUGGUUUAAGCAUAAGGCUGUUGCUCACUUCAAAGUUCAAAUGAUACAGACAGAACUACAUAGGUAAUUUCAAAAUUUGACUUGAUUGGUGUAUACAUUUAGGAUCUUGUAAGGGAAGAGUUGGCCACUCUUCUUAUGAUACAAGAACCAUAGAAUUGUUGAAAGUUUCUAAAUAUAAGCCUUGAAAUCAGGGCCAGAUUUAGAGGUCCAGAGGCGUCGGGCACCCAAAAUUAUUUUUAAAAUAAAGUAAACCUUUUUUGUCACUCUAGUUUUUGAAUUAUUAACUUAUUGUGAAACCAAGUAGAUUCGUUAAGUAGUGAAUUAACACAUGCAUAUGUAUAAAUAUAAACAGAAGAACGAAUUAUCUGAAAUUAAAUUUCGCCGAAAAAUCGUUGAUGAUUCCGUUGAAAUCCAGUUCUCGGAGUAAAUCGCUUUCAUUGCUCAGGAGAAAAAGCUUCAAUAGACGGUUUUGUCAAAUCGUGGUUCGAAGCCUAUUUUUUUAUAAUUUUCAUUUUUGAAAAUUAGUGCUCUCCAGUGCAAUUUGUUACCAUCGAAAUGAAACCAACUAAAUACAUUCUCAAUCCAAUUUCAAGGUUUUGGAAUGUAGCUCUGAAAUUUUGAUUUUCGAGAACUUGGUAUUAAAAUAGUUCCGGCGAUUGAUCUAUUCCAUAGUUCUUUUCCUUUUUGUAUGAGUCAAUCAAUGAACCAACUCAUUACCAGGACUAGGCUCUAAAUCAGCCGGAUACACUUUCACCAAUGCGUCUGCUGCAGGGUGCAAAUUAUCAGCAUCUAUCUUCUCGAUGUGAUUCAGGAUUCAAAAUCUUGAACGUACAGCUUCAUAGGCAUGCAAUCUUUCAGUAAGAGAAACGGAUAGCUUGUAUUUUUCCUUGGGUGAAAGAUUGUGCUUUCCCAUAAUCAAACAGAUUCAACCUCAAGUUUCUCGUUCUGAUGCGGCUGCUUCCUCGUAUUUAUCAAAAUCAUUUCGUUUGGAUUCCACGAAUGAUUUCAAUGAUUGUAGUGCACGCAUUUCCGAUUCAAGAAUCAUUUUCGGGUCUUGUAACAUCUUGUUUGUAGUGUUGAAUCGCUCCAAGAUAUCAUUCCAAAAUGUUGCAAACAAAGCGGUUUCGAGACCACUAAUCUUCUGUAGAAGGUGCGUUGCUUCAUUCCUCACGAUGUCUUUUUGCUCUUUAUUGGAAGAUAUGCUGGUUAGAGCUUCUUCGAAUAGCCGUCGACUAAGGCUUUCGUAGAUUCAGAUCGACAAGACCAACCAGUGUCGCUGAGCUUUUUCAAGACUAAAAACUGGCAUCUUUUCUUCUCUGAUAAUAUCUCAAUCAGAAUUCGGUACCACAUUGUACUGGGUGUGAAAAACGUGUACGAAUUCUGCACGAAAUCAAAGAAUUGAACAAUAGUUAGCAGCUGCCUUUCCCAGCAAAAAAAAAAUACAUAUCAGAGGAAAAGAUGUUCACUAGUGUUAACUUGUUGAAAUUUGAAACAAAAAUUUUCGAAAUCUCUACUGUGGGGUCCCCCAUUUGUGGAGGCCUCGGGGCUUCCAACCCGUUUGCCCUCCCUUCAAUCCGGCCUUGCUUAAAAUGUGCGCUUAAAAAACUUGAAUAGUUAAAAGUUUUGGCCAAGUUUCAAAUCAUUUAAUUUUGCUCCGUUAGAUUUCAAAAAACAACGAAACAGUAUUUUUCAUGUGCGAUACAAUUCACUAAGUUUUUUUUAAUCAAAACACUUUGGGGACCUAUAGCCAUUUAUAGAAAGCAAAAGGGCUACAUAAAUUAGGCAAGCCGAAAAAUCCUUUUCAGUUCAAAACUGGCCUAAACGUGCCUUCCAAUUUCGGAUAGUUUGACUUGUUGUGAUCGCAUCCAUUCUUUAGGUCAAAUAUAAUUUAAGAAAUGUAAGUGGUGUAUUUUAGUGCCCAGAAAUAUGAAUUGAAAAUGUUUUUUCAAAAGUACAGUUUUUAGACAGGGUUAUCAAAAUAUAUAAAUAUACUUCUUCAUUUUAUUAUUAGAAACAUUUUUUGUACGCCGUUUAAUGAACCAUCAAAGCUCAAAGCAGUUAAAAACAAUUGUUCAGUUUUGAAAAUAAACAAGGUUUCGUUCUAUUAUUGGGUCCAAAGUUAAUAACGGUCAUAACGAAAAUUAAGAGAUGACUUAACUUUAAACUUGUUCGAUCCGCAACCAUUGGAAAGUACAAAGUAUGGUUCAUCCAAAAAAUAAGAUUGAAAAAAUAAGAGCUUACUUAAUUUAACAAGCAAAACUUCAUGUGAGAGUUUGUCAAACUGUUUUUUGCUUUUAAAUGAGUAAAUAUACUUUUGAGUUAGUUCCAUUAAAUCUUUUUAAAUGUUCAUAUAUUAUAUAAAUAAUUAUCAAUAAGAUUUUAAAUAUUUAUUUAAUAAAGGUGCUUCUAGUCAAGGUUUUAGACCAACAAACUUAAUCUUUUUUUUAAGAAAAAUUUAAAUAAAACAUGUUUGCCUUGCAACUUAAUUAUUUAGUGAUUCUUAUUAGUGUAUCAAAAUUCAAAACUUUAUAAACCAUUUCAUUACUUUCAGCAUUACCAAAUCAAUUAAAUUUAGCUAAGACAUUACCAUAGUUACCCACAACGAAUUGGUUUACAAACAUAAAUUACAAAUAAAAACACCAAACUGGUUUCACAAACGCCAACACCACCAUCUCCACAGUACACAAAAAAAAAUAGAACAGUAUGGUCAAAAAAUCAAGCUCCACCUUAAAAUAAAAUCCAAUUUCCUUCUUUUUUAAAACCUUUAUUUUUUUUGUAGAUGUGAAGUGCAUGAAGUAGACAGAAUUCAAAAAAUAGAUAAAAAUACUAGAAAUUUGUUGCAUUUUAGUCUGUAAAUCAAUUUUAAAUCACAACGAUUUUUCUAAAUGCAACACCAAAAAAAAAACAAGACAAAAAUCAAAAAUACCAUAAAUUUCACAAUCAUUUUUUAGAAAACUUCUGUGUCGCAGCGAUGACGAAGAUGAUCUGGAGUACUAAAAAUAUUGUUUUAAACAAAAAAAUAUUUACAAAAAUAUUCUCCAUGUGUACCGAUUUGUAGAUAGAUUAUACAAAAAAAAUAUAAAUAUUGAAAAACAAAAUACGUUUUGCCAAAAAAAACAUAUAUAUAAAGAACGAUUUGAAUAACUCACUUAAAUUCUCAUUUGUUUUUUAUUGUUUUCAGUUGUUGUUGUUGUUAAUUUUUAUAUAAUUACAUUAAACCUAGAAUAUUAUUUUGUUUUGUUAUUGAUAAAUCUUUUUCAAUGCACAUUGUUACAGUAUUAUUAUCUUACUGCGUUUUCUAAUUAUUCUCAAAAAUAAAAUCAAUAAUUAAAAUAUAAAAUUAAAAAAAAAAAAACAAAAUUAGGCUGAAAUGUAAUACGUACGAUAAGGAUUUAUAAUAAUGGAAUAUUUUAUACCAAAUCAUAAAUUAGCGAAAAGAUUUAGAAAAAACAAAUUUGAAAAAUAUAAAACUUAAAAAAAAAUAUUGGCGUCGAUCGUAAUAAUAAAUUAGGAAUUUGCUUAUUCAAUUAAAACAAUAAUACAGUGUGGUGUGAAAUUAUUCUCAACAAUUCAAUUCAUUUUCAAGAUUUCUCACUCCUUUUAAAUUUGCAAUCGCGUAACAAAAUAAAUGUGUUUGUUAAGAUCGAUAACUGAUUUACUUCCAAUUUCACGUCGACAAUCUUCUUAGGAAAUUGGUGAUCUAACUAUACUAAUCUUAUUUAUUUAAAUAUCAUCGUUACAUAAAUUAAAUUAACAUAAUAUCUAUAUGUCUUCAAAAAGCGUUCAUUUAAAAAAAUUCAACGAAAAUUUUCACCACACUGUUUUCUGAAAAUUUGAUCUGCUAAGGCUAAAUUUUGAUUUUGAUUUUUUUUAUAACUUGUUCUUCGAUAAUAGAUACCUUCCCAAAAGUAUAAAUAUGUACAGAUAUUAUGUAUUAAUUUUAUGUUGUUCCUACCUAUAUAUCUAUCAAACAAAACAAAAAACAAAUAAAAUAUUUUCUUAAACCUUUAUCAAACUGUUAUUUAAUUUUAUUUAUAACUUAAAAAAGAAAAUCAUUGCUAGAAAAAUAUUUUUCGAAAAAAAAAAAUAAAAUAAAAAAAGAUGUGAUAAUAGAAAUAAUUUUCGAGAAAAAAAAACAAAAAAAUCUAUUAUAAAGAAAAUCUGUCAACAAAAAAAUACUAAGAAAAAAUUAGAUAAAGUUAUAUUUACAAUUUAUUAUAAAAAAAACUCUUAGUUAAAACUUAAUUGAUUAAAUGAUGGCCUAGAAUUUAAAAUUAAUUUAAAAAAAAUCAAAUGUGUUAUCUACACAACAUGUUUUGUAAAUAUUAAAUGAAUCUAUGCGGAUUUUAUUUUUAAUUUAAAUUUAAAACAAAAAGAAAACCAAACGAAAAAAUUAUGCAUAUAAAAAAAAGAAGAAAUUAAAGCGUGAAAAUUUUGUACUUUUGAAUAAGAACCAAACUCAAAUGGAAUCUUAAUUUUAGCUUUUAUGUGCAAAAAGCAAAUAUUAUACAUAAAAAAUAAAUAAACAAGCAAACAUAAAAUUUUCUUUAUACACAACAUAAUUUUAUUUUCUAAAUUAAAAAAAAAUAAAAGUAUUCCAGGAAAUUUUCUAAAAAAAAAAAACAAAAAUAAUAGCUUAAUAUAUUAUAUUUUUGCACUGCUUGAAAUAAACAAAAUAAAAAUAUACAAACCAUGAAAAAUAACAAAUUAACAAUUUUAUUAGAAACAAUUUCAAUCUAAUAAUCAUAAAACACAAUUUAAAUUUAAGUUUUCUUUUUUUUUAAUCUCAAUGAUAAACAAAACAAAAAGCAUAUUUAUUAACAAUCAACAAUAAUUGUAUUUGAAUCAAAUAAAAAAUAAAAAAAUGUUAAUCUUAUCUUUGAAACAAAAUAAAUUAAAAAAAUAAAUAAAUAAAUCGAAAUAAAUCGCAAA